This is a messenger RNA of Rotaria sp. Silwood2, 1431 nucleotides long. The record is from the annotation of a GenBank genome assembly. NCBI's taxonomy places the organism in Eukaryota, Metazoa, Rotifera, Eurotatoria, Philodinida, Philodinidae.
AUGUUAUCAUCGAAUUUACAAAUAUUCUGUGGUACCGAAACGAUAUGCACCAUACCAGCCGACUUUACAGUCACAAUGAAUAGUAAUUUGAAUAUUGCUGCUUUAGUUUUGAGCGGUUCAUUAACUUGGAACGAUAUCAGUCAAACUUCGAGUGAUCAAUGGUUGUGUGCUGGUUAUAUUGCUGUCAAUGGUGGACAAUUCAAUAUGAAUCUAACGAGUAAACAAGGUUAUAUUUACAUUAAAAAUAAUGGCCUCAAGCAUACUACGAUUUAUACUCGUGCUUUUAGUGCGUAUAAUGCCGGUAAAAUACAUGUUAGUGGUCGUCCUCUUGCUAGAACGUGGUCUCUACUAGCCAAUCGAGGUACAUAUGGUAUGAGUUCAAUUAGUCUCUUGCAUAAACCUGAGGAUAUGGGCUGGAGAGUUGGUGAUAGAAUCGUUAUAGCUCCGACUAUGACUAGUUCAAGAGGAAAUGCUGAAGAUUACACGAUUGGUGGAUUUGAAGCUAAUAAUACUAUAAAAUUACUUAAUAAAGAUGGAACUUCUAGUGGUAUUAUAUCAUCAAUUUUCGAAUCAAAGGCCCUUUUUACAGGAGAAAAUAUGACUGCUCUCAUGCAAGCUGAAAUUAUUAAUCUUUCGCGAAAUAUUAUCAUUACCGGAGACGAUUUUCAACAUGUUAAUUGCGUGAACGAUGUAGCUAGCGGCAAACCAAGCGAUAGUGCUCAAGCCGAUCAUUGUUCAUGUUGGACAAAUAUUAAUCGAAAUAAAUGCACUCUUGGAUUGCAUACAAUUGCAAUUGGACCCGGUACGGACAAUGAUCAAUCUGAUACUACGUUAAAUCAAGCCGGUUUAUGGGGUUUAAGCUUUACUAAUUAUGCUAUUGGAAAUCGUUUUGCUAAUAAUUAUAAUGGCAUGUUGUAUCAAGAGCAAGGUUUCGAGAGUGGUCGAGGUCAACUAAGUGGUUUGGAAUGCUUGAGUUUUCAGCGAAUAGGAAGAUUAGAAGGAAACACUUUUCAUGGUUGUGGAAGAUUUGGUACAUAUGUACUUGCAAAUGUCUUUCCAAAAAAGACCGACAGGUCGGUUGAUAAAAAUGGUUUACCAACUUUAAGCACAUGUCGAGAAUGGACUACGAAUGGUGAAGACAAUGGAUUGCCAGCAACAUUCAUGCAUAAUAUAGAUUAUGGCAACGUAUUUGUAGGUCAAUACAAUGCUGGUGAUUUACAGUAUCGAUUCCAUACAAGCAUUGAAAACAACAAUUUAAUUUACUGGAAAGAAACAAAAAAUUUUCAAGACGGUUGCUCCUCUCAUAUUGCUGACUCGUUCUAUGGUUCAGGCAAUUUAGCUUUGCCUGGUGGUCAUGGAGCGUUCAUUUUGGAAAACAUGGUUUUCAAUAACCAGGUUCAUUUUGAGUCAAGUCAUCAUUGUCAAAUUUGA